Messenger RNA from Ceratosolen solmsi marchali, 2046 nucleotides. RefSeq lists its product as uncharacterized. NCBI's taxonomy places the organism in Eukaryota, Metazoa, Arthropoda, Insecta, Hymenoptera, Agaonidae. The transcript is spliced from 2 exons. The coding region runs from base 261 to 2027 and encodes 588 amino acids. The record is from RefSeq and is a predicted model, not a curated record.
AUUUUACGGCGCGGAGACGUAGAGUGCGUAAUGUCUACGCACGCCAUUGAGCAUUAUACACCAAUUUACAUUAGUUAAAAGCACAAUUCCAAGAGUAAAUUUUUCGAAAAAAGUAAUUUUCAAAGUUAUCUAAAUGUUAGCUUUGUAACAUUUGACAUACCACGAAAAUUAAAAAUAAUUUUUCAAAGUUUGCAUAUUCAUACAUUUAUUGUGAUCACAAUUCUAACAAAUUUACAUCGGUUGAAAUAGAGCGUGAGAAAAUGGCGCCAACGAAUAAGAAAAAAGGGGUUAAAGGUCCACCGGGUAGGCCAAAGCAUGAAGUUUGGACUCUCGGUUUUCGCAGAGUUUUGAAGCAUUGCGAAAAGACUCAUCGAACAAUUCCCGCUGCAUUUUGCGUGAUAUGCAACAGUGUUUUAUGCAAUACAGCUUCUAAACGUUUGACAGCACACAGAAGAAUUUGUAAUAUUGAUCAGGCUAAUCAUUCAGAAUUAAUUGAAAAAAAUGAUUCAGAUCCAAAAAUAAAAGAAGUUACGAAAAUUUUGACGACUGAUAAUUCUGCAACAAUUACUUUUGUUGAUAUGGAUGAUACGGCUCAAUUUGUAAAUGAACAAUCAACAUCAGAAGAUUUAGCAAAGACUGAAUAUACUUUUUUAGAUAGUACAACCGAAACUUAUGAUGAAUUUAAAUUACAAACUGGAACUUGCAAUGAUUAUAAGCUUGAUACAGUUCUAACAAAAUUUUUUAUUGGCUGCAAUAUACCCUUUUCUGUCGCAGAUUCUUCAUAUUUUAAAAAACUAUGCCUUGCAUUAAAUCCAACUUGUAAAAUUAUAUCGAGUGAGCAACUUUCAGGUUCUUUACUUGACAACGUUUAUUCAAAAUUUCAUAAAGAUGUAAAAGUCAGUCAAACAUCAGUUUUACUUAUUGAUGGUUGGAAAAAUGAAAGUACAAAUACAAAAAAUGUUACAGUUAUGAUAAGAACUGAAACAAGUGAAACAAUAUUUCUUGAUAAUUAUGAAUUAUCAAACAAUAAAGAUAUUGUUCAAGAAUUAACUGAUAUUGCUAAAAUGUCUAUUAUGGAAGCUUAUGAACAAUUCAAAACAGAAGUAUAUGCUAUAAUUAUGGGCAAUAGUUGGAGUUUAAUUAAGAUGGAUGCAGUGAGCGAAGUCUGGCAAUUCCCUUGCAAUUCAUAUGUAAUAAAAAUUCUGACUAAAGAGUAUAUAUCACAAGAUUUUAUGAAUACUGUAUGUAAAAUUUUGAAGCAGUUAAAUGUCAUAUUUAAAGAUGAUGAUUUAGAAAAUAAAAUAAGUAGUGAAAUGCGGUGGAUUAACACUAAGUGUAUUUUAGAAUAUUGUAUUGCUAAUAUUGGAACAAUUCAAACAAUACUUUCUUCUGAAAAUUUGAUUAAAUUAUCUAAAGAUUAUAAAUGUUUAUUUUUUGAUGAAGAAUUUAUACAUAAAAUUGAAAGUUAUAUUAAUUUUCUUGAUUCAAUUAAUGAACUAACUAUAGUGUGUCAAACGCCUAAAUCAAAUAUUGCAGAUACAGCAGAACAGUGGCUGUGCCUUCAGUUACCUGAUGAUGAUUCAGAAACUGCAGAAAAAUUAUUAGCACGACGCGAUAGUGUAUUAAAGAUUCAAUGUCUUGUAGCAAAUUAUUUGCAUCCAGUAUAUAGAGGUAGAAAAUUAUCGGAUAAUCAAAUGAAUAAAGUUGAAGAAUUUCUUCUUAAUGAACUUGAUUCUGAUGGACUUAAUAGCUUGCAAUCCUAUGUGAAUGGUGACAGUAUUUUUAGAGUUUUAAAUCAGAAAGAUGGAUUAUCAUCUCAAACAUAUUGGAGUCUUGCUAGAAGAACUCAUAAUGAUUUGGCCACAUUAGCUUUAAAACUUUUAACAAUACCAGCAUCUAUUACUUCUAAUUUUUCACAAAUUUUCAAUACUAUAAAAAAUACUUCCCUAAAACCUGAUAAGCUAAGGAAAUUAUUUGCUGUGUAUUAUCAUUUAAAAGAAAAGGAGGAAAAAUUAGAAGUAGAAUAAAUAAAAAUAAAAGAUUAUA